AUGGCAUACGAGCUCGCCGAUGAUACCGUGAGGCUCGACGGGCCCUUAUACGGUCUCCUGCCGCCAGACUACGUUGGCCCGAUUUUCCACGACACGAGCGUUCUCGGCAUCGGCCUACAAGUCCAGUCCUCGCAAUCAGCAUCAUCUGACGUCAAUCUUCUCAAAAUCAGAGCGCUAUGGAACGCACGACUCCCAAUACACAAACUUCCUCCCGAGCUUCUUGUCGAUAUACUCUCGCGCCAACCCACAUAUGCACGCCCCGGACCUGUCUUCACGAGCAACAAAGCAGAUUGGUUUCGACUCACGCUGGUCUGCCGACGCUGGCGUGCCGUAGUCAAAGCGAAUCCCUGCUUCUGGCGUUCAAUCAACGUCGGUAAAGACAUUCGAUGGCUGACUACGGCCAUGUCUCGCUCCGGGGCGGCCAGGCUGCAUCUCAACUUCUCCAUGACCACGGCAAUCAUCUCUGCUCUACCUGAACUGCUCGAUAGGCGCCACCAAAUCGGACAUCUGCGCCUCAGCUGUUUCGACGCACUGAAGUUGCGAAUGCUUGAGCCGCUUGUAUGUGGACCGUUUCCUUCCCUGACACAACUGGAGAUCUGCGUGGACACGUGGGGAAGAAUGUACAACCAAGGCCAGGAGCCCCCCGCGGAUCGUGCUACCUUCAGGUUCAAGCCGGAGGACUGCCCCGAGCUUACCAAGCUGUCCCUGCGAGACGUCUCCAUCCCGUGGUCCAUUUCCUUGCUGGCGCACCUCCGCUCGCUGGACCUCCGCGGAUGUAUGGCCUACUCUUCCACCAUGUCCGUCGCCGCAUUUCUAGACGUCCUGAGAUGCGCCCAGGACUUAGAAGAUCUCACCUUGCACGAUCUGCUCCCAGCGGUAUGCUCGAGCCGUCCCGGCCCUUCGGAGCGGCUCCGCGCGGUCACCCUUCCUCGUCUUCGCCAGGCCGACCUCGCAGACAACGUCACAUGGAUUUCCUUGUUCAUCGGCCAUCUCCAGCUUCCGUCACAGGGCAGCAUCUGUUUCUCUGGCUUCGUCGAUAAGAAAGAUCUCGAGGAUCCCUUCCUCACCUAUCGAUCUAUGCUCCCGCGCGACAUCGACACCUUCGCUUUCCUCCACUCUACCACCAGCGCGCGCCUCCACAUCACGGACGGCAUGUACUCCAUUACCUGUAAGGGCGCUGCAGGCCCGACGGUCAUACUUUCUCUCCUUGCACGCUCCUUUCACGUCGAGUGGACACAGUCCGUGGACGCCGGCGUCGCGCACUUCGUGCACCUCCUCCGCGACGCGCCCCUCACGGAGCUCGACCUCGUGUUCGACCUCGAGAACUUGGAGAUGAACGUUUUCGACGCGCUCCUCGACACGUUCCCGCAGGUGCAGGAGCUCCGGCUGCGGAGCACCACGAUCGAGGACGCAGACGUCUUCCCACAGUGUCUCUGCGAGUCGCUCGGCUCACACAACCCGGCACAACUCGAGGGCGCAGUUCGCGUCCGCGCACCGAAACUCAGAGCUCUUCGCAUAGAGCAACAGGGACACAGCGGCGGCUUGUUCAUGGAUGAUCUCGCUUGGUGUGUCUCGACUCGGGCGGAAGAAGGGGCGCCAAGGCUGGAGCUGCUAGCGGUCACUUUGCGUCGCUCAACGGCGUUCGAUUAUCGCGAGUUUGAUGCCCACUACGGAGCGUUACUUGUGCCCGCGGUCGAUACCUACGAGUUCGUGGACAAGGAAUGGUGAUUUAGAUGUUAGAAAAUCCCUAUUGGUUAUGGACUGCUCGUAUGGUGUGCUGAGUUCAUGUAUAGCAGGCAUUUACCGAUAUUGCUGAUCCUCCUUCCAUCAUCUACUCACGAAGAGUGUUGACAAAUUCGUGUCGUAAAGUUGGGCUAUGCGUGCGCAAUGAGCAUGGGCGUCGCUGCAAAAAUGCUUCGCUACUCACAAUC
Molecule: messenger RNA, 1931 nt
Organism: Trametes versicolor FP-101664 SS1
Lineage: Eukaryota; Fungi; Basidiomycota; Agaricomycetes; Polyporales; Polyporaceae
Exons: 1
Coding region: 1-1728 (575 amino acids)
Molecular function (GO): protein binding
Source: RefSeq, a predicted model, not a curated record